GCGGAGGCGUCCGGGGGCUGCAGUGCGUUCUCCGUACUAGCCUCCGCCCGGCCAAGCGGUGUGUCACGGCAGGCGACCCCUCCGUAGAGAGGAGAUCACCAUCAUCAUAGCCGCCGCCACCACCACCAUCUUGCUUCCCGCUCCUGUUCACCUUGUAAAGCCGCACUGGGGCUGCCCAGCACUCACCCUGUGAGGCGGAGAGAUAGAAGAGACUCCCACCAGGGGGCGCUGCUCGGCGCUCCCGCCGGUUUCCGAGGAAGUGGUAACGCGCGGGACGUGGGGAGCUGGGACUGCCGAAAUGAUGGCGGAUGAUUUAGACAAAUUUAUUGAAGAUCAGAAGGCCAAGUUGGCACAAGAUAAGGCAGAACUUGAAAAUAAUCCACCGUACAUGGAAAUGAGGAAUAAGGAAUCAGAGAAGCUUUCUGAGACUAGCAAAAUGUUAAUAUCCAUGGCUAAAGAAAAUAUACCUCCAAAUAGUCAACAGAACUAUUCUUUAGGUGACUAUGGCUUGAGUUUACCUCUUGGAGAAGAAUAUGAACGAAAAAAACAUAAACUGAAAGAGGAACUCCGGCAAGAUUAUAGGCGAUACCUUUCUCAGGGUAUUUCACAGGCAAAAAGAAAGAAAAAUUACCAGACUACUGGUGAAGUAGAUCCAUAUACUCAGGGAUUAUCUCUUCCUAUUGAUGAGCGAAAAUCUGCAAAGGAGAAACUACGGCUUGAAAGAAACAAGGAGUACAAUCAAUACCUCAGGGAUAAAGAAUUGUGGAACGAAAGGCUAAGGAAAUUGGGGAAGAAAAACACAGAGCAGAAUGAGAUGGACAGGAAUAAAAAACCUGUUGCUGUUACAAAGCUUCAGCCAGAACUACAUACGGAAGUACAGCCCUUUAAUACAAGGGCAGAACCUCCCAGGAAGGAUGCCUUUACUUCUACAGAAGGUUAUGAAGAGUUGCUAAAUAAGAGAUGGCUGGAGGAAGACAGAUAUCAUAGGUUAGAUGAUGACAUUGAAUUAAGAAAUCGAUUAUUAAAUAAAAGACUUGAUGAAGAUUUGGAUGUUCCCAGUCGAAGACAUCAUGGAUUUGCUACCCAAUCCAUAAUUCCUAUUAGGAAGCAUCACAGACUUGAUGAAGAUCGCAGUUUUGGCAGAAGAUACUACAGAUCAGACUAUGAUCCUGAGAUAAGUGAAGGGACGGACCCUAGAUUUAGAUCUGAAAGUGCUUAUGACAGAAAAACUCCUCGUUUUUUUCAUGCUGAAAGGCCCUCUCUGGAUGGAAUAGUAAGAGAUCCACCUGCAGAUUAUGAAGAUGAGUUAAAGGAGAGAGCACCUGUGCAGCAGCCCUCAAGAACUGGAAAUUCUAGGAGUCAGGUGCAGAUAAGUUCUUCAGCUAUUGAACAGGCCAAGUCUGCAGCUGAAGUGCCAUAUACAACAGGCCGUGUUCUUGGUGGUCAGGAUCGAGAACUACUCCAAAGGAAAAAAGAGAAAUACAGGCAGGAACUAAUAGAACAGAUGGCUGAGCAACAGCGAAAUAAGAGACGUGAGAAGGAACUUGAGCUCUCAGUUGCUGCUUCUGGAGCUCAAGAUCCAGAAAAGGAGCUAAGUGAUGAGGAGCCAAAUAGAUUGAAGCAGCUUGGCUUGACAGCAAGAGCUUCUGAAGAGAAAGUACCUCCUGAAAAGCCUAGGGUGGCUUUCCAAACACCGGUGCCUUCAGCCUCUCCAUUGAAUGAAGACUUUCACAGAGGAAUAGCCAGCACUCUUGGUGACAUAGCAGCUCCCAGGCUUGCACCGAUGCCACCACCUCCUCCACCAGUGUUGACAGACAACUACAGAACGCCUUAUGAUGAUGCAUAUUACUUUUAUGGGGUUAGGAAUCCUUUGGAUCCCUAUCUUGCAUAUUAUGGCACAGGUAUGGGCCAUUUACAGAUGGGAAUGCAACCCACACCUAAUCUGGAUCCUUCUUUAAGUCAAGCCCCAGUGGAGCAACCUGUAAAUAGCAUUGGACAGAGGAAUUCAGGAGAUGGACAAUUAAGCACAGGAGUAUUUUCUGAAGGAAAAACAAAGCCUUCCAAAGAGGCAACAUUAUCUUACCAACAAGAAUUACAACAGCAGAUAAGAGAGAGGGAGGAACGACGCAGACAAGAGAAGGAGGAGAAGGAACGCUAUGAAGCCAAGUUAGAAGAAGAAAUGAGGAAUUACAACCCCUGGGGAAAAUGUGGUGGUGGUGCCCCUCUCAGAGAUCCAAAAGGAAAUCUGAUAACAGACCUGAAUAUGAUGCACAAGCAAAAUGAGGAUGCGUAUCAUAAUCCAGAGGCAAGACUAUAUGAAGAUAAAAGGGCUAAUGUAUCUGUUGACCUAAGUUUGGCCUCCCCAAGACCUGAGAACACAGAAGCAUCUACAAAUAAAAUAGCAGGUUUUGAAUUUGCACAGACCUCUCCUUUUGCUCGAGGUAAUGUGUUCGGUGAACCACCAUCUCCACGGCAUCUUAAGCAACAGGAGUCGUACAAGAACUUUCUUCGCCUACAGAUUGAAGAAAAGAGACGUAGGGAAGAAGCAGAGCGAGAAAGACUAAGACUGGAAGAAGAAAAAGAAGAAAAACAGCUAGCAGAACAGAGGAUGAGACUCCGAAAGGCAUAUGAAGAGGAACAAGAAAAGGAAAGAAGGAAAGAGGAGGAGCGAAAAUUGAAAAAUAAAGAAAUAAUUCGAUUAAAUGAAGAGAGGCAAAAAGAGGCAGAACAAAGAAGAAAAGAAAAAGAACAAAAGCAAAAUGAACAACUUAGACAACAUAUUGAGAAAGAAAAGAUGGAAGAGGAAAAGAAUAUGAUUUCAAGGCAGCCUUCUCCUAUUGUUCCUGCUCUUCAGAACAAAUUAAUCAGAAAAGAAGAAAGGAUUCCCUCUGCUGAGAGCUAUACAUCUUACUAUGCACAAGAUCCUCCAAAACCAAGGGCUCCUUCUCCACCUGUCCCCGCUAGAAGAAAUCAGUUGCGUGCGUUUGAGGAAAGAAGGAAUAUGAUAAAUGAGUUAUCUGAGAUGAGAAAACAGCUUCGUAAUGAAGAGAGGCGGCUGCAGGAACAGUUGCUAAAUGUGGCCAGCGAUGAUGAUAAUGUACCGAUUAAACGAAACUUUUCAAGUGGGAGGAGAGAGAAGAAUCAAAAGGACAUAUUUGAGAUGGCCAGGCUUCGUGUGCAGGCUCCAGUAAGGCGACUUUCCUCAAAGGAGGCACAAGAUCCUGUCAAUAUACAGAAUAUCCGUGAAUUUAAUGAACUUAAACACAAAGAUUCUGAAACGCGUAUGGCCUUGAGGCACAUGUAUCCUGAUCCUCCUAAAGAUGACCAGACUCUAGAGAUUCAACAGCAGGCACUGUUGAGGGAGCAGCAGAAGAAACUUGACAGAAUGAGAACAAGGAGAGAAACAGGAUAUGAUUCUGCUUUUGGUGGCAACCCACAAACCAUGAGAAUGUUCAGGAAUGAAUCUGAUGGAUUCUUCAAAAAUUCACUGUUGGAGUCGGAUAGCGCUUUUAUUGGUGCUAACGGGGAAACAUUUUCGGCCUUAGAAGAAGUUAAUUCAUCACCGCAGCUUCGACCUUCUGCAAGGGAGAGGAGACGAAUGAAGCAGAAAGCUUUGGAGUGUGCUGAGGAUAUUCCACGGGGUCAGACACCAUUGCUGCAUCCUGACAGCUCUUCUUUGCACUCAAGUUUCAGCCUUGAUAUUGAUCAGUUGAAAGGCAAGAAUGAAGAACGAUUGCACAGACUGACAGAGCUGCAGCAGAAAUCUGCUUGCUUAGGUGAUAACCUUUCCCUGGGGGAAGCAGAGGACCUGUUCAAGCCUUCUCCAUCCAACACUGGCAGGCGGCCCAGUUCUGUUGACACAGUUGCAACAGAGCCCUGGCUGCGACCAGGAACUUCGGAGACGCUCCAGAGGCUCAUGGCGGAUGAGUCAAGCCCAGCAAAGCUUUCACCUGAGGCCGCACUACCGCUGAGCUGGCAGGGGCUGUCCACUGCACACGGCUGACCCAGCCCCCCCCCAACUGCUGUGCCUUGUGCAGGCAGGGGCCAUGCUGCACUACUGCACUUUCCAGGGCUGCCGAGCCCUCCUCCAGGGAUGUAGUGUGGAGCUGUAGGUAGGAUUUUAGAUAGCAAUAACAAGGUAACAGAAGCUGCAGUGCAGUGGAGAUGGAGGGCAGGGAUGUUUUGUAUUGUAUGAUGUGUGGAGGAGUAGUUUAGUGGUUUUGCACUUUUUAAAUGAAUUUCAGCCUCAGAGCUGGACUUACCACAAGAAGCUGUGUGUGUGUGUGUGUGUGAAUUUAAUAUUAAAGUAAAUUUUUAGCUUUGUUUAUAGUUGAACUCUAAGCCAGUUUGGAAAUAGAGUAACUCAGCAGCUGAGGCGCAUUUUAAGCUUUCACCAAAACACUAAGUAACUUGGGGAAAGGCACUUGCUUUUCAUACAGUCGGAAGUGCUGACCUGCAUGAAAGCUCAACUGUGUCAUGGACUAUUAGCAAUGUAUCUUAUUCCCUAACCUGUUAUGUGCUGGAAAUACAGAUAGUGUUGCAUAUAUUUAAUUUAUGGUUCUGAUUUAAGAGUUAAUAAAUUAUUUUGUUACUAAAAGUGUGAAAG
Molecule: messenger RNA, 4606 nt
Organism: Melopsittacus undulatus (budgerigar)
Lineage: Eukaryota; Metazoa; Chordata; Aves; Psittaciformes; Psittaculidae
Gene: CSPP1
Product: centrosome and spindle pole associated protein 1
Exons: 32
Coding region: 299-4003 (1234 amino acids)
Biological process (GO): positive regulation of cytokinesis
Cellular component (GO): centrosome; microtubule; spindle pole
Source: RefSeq, a predicted model, not a curated record